GCGUCCAACACUCCAUUGUCUCUCAGCCAACAACAUGGCGGUGGUGAACGUGACCGUUAAGGAGUCGACGAUAGUGAAGCCGGCCGAGGAGACCACCGAGCCGCGGUCGCUGUGGAACGCCAACGUCGACCUUGUGAUUCCCAGUAUCCACACCCCCAGCAUCUACUUUUACCGCCCCAACGGCGCGUCCAACUUCUUCGAUCCGCGCGUGCUCAAACACGCGCUGUCGAAGGUGCUGGUGCCGUUCUACCCCAUGGCGGGGCGUCUGAAGCGCGACGACGACGGUCGUAUCGAGAUCAAUUGUAAUGGCGAGGGCGUGCUGUUUGUCGUCGCCGAGAGUAGCUCCGUCAUCGAUGAUUUUGGCGACUUUGCGCCGACUCUUGAGCUCCGGAAGCUCAUCCCCACCGUUGAUUACUCUGCCGGGAUUUCGUCGUAUCCGCUCCUCGUUUUGCAGGUCACUUACUUCAAAUGUGGUGGAGUGUCGCUUGGUGUUGGCAUGCAACAUCACGUUGCAGAUGGAUUUGCUGGUCUCCACUUCGUGAAUACAUGGUCUGAUAUGGCUAGAGGUCUUGACCUUACAAUUCCACCAUUCAUCGACAGGACAUUGCUUCGUGCCCGAGACCCACCUCAGCCUGAAUUCCAUCACAUUGAAUACCAACCUGCUCCCCCCAUGAAAAAUCCCCAGCAGAGCACAAAACCUGGUGCGGAGGAGACAACUAUUUCCAUCUUUAAAUUGACUCGAGAACAACUCAACACUUUGAAAGCCAAGUCUAAGGAAGAUGGCAACACUGUCAACUAUAGCUCAUAUGAGAUGUUGGCAGGUCAUGUUUGGCGAUGUGUAUGCAAGGCGCGAGACCUUCCUGAUGAUCAAGACACCAAAUUAUAUAUUGCAACUGAUGGCAGGUCCAGACUGCAACCCCCACUCCCACCUGGUUACUUUGGCAAUGUGAUUUUCACAGCCACACCUAUUGCUGUAGCAGGGGAUCUCCAAUCAAAACCAACAUGGUAUGCGGCAAGCAAGAUUCACAAUGCUUUGGUGCGAAUGGACAAUGAUUAUCUUAGAUCUGCUCUUGACUACCUUGAGCUUCAGCCUGAUCUGUCAGCCCUUGUGCGUGGGGCACAUACUUUUAGGUGUCCUAAUCUCGGGAUUACUAGUUGGGUUAGGCUGCCAAUUCAUGAUGCUGAUUUUGGUUGGGGUCGACCUAUUUUCAUGGGACCAGGUGGAAUUGGAUACGAGGGGUUGGCAUUCGUAAUACCAAGUGCAACUAAUGAUGGGAGUUUAUCAGUUGCCAUUUCCCUGCAAUCUGAACAUAUGAAAUCAUUUUCGAAGCUGCUGUACGACAUAUAAUGAACAAAGUGGCUAAGGAUUCUAGUACGGUUUGAACCACCACUGCCGCUCAUCUUCAGGUUGGCCAAACAUUUUCUGAAGUGGUUAUGUUUCUCUCCUGGUGCUUCAGUCCUCGUACUGGGUGCAAAUCAGUAUGAUACUUAUGUGAGUUCACAUUUUGUUGAAACCCGAAGUGGGACAAAUGCUGUACACAUAUUAAUGACUCUGAAAAAAACAUUUGCGCUACUAAUUGAUAUUGGGUUUACAAUAAGUAUCAUUUUGCUAAAGCUAGACAACAGCACUACAGCAGUUGUAGUAUUAGUUGUUACAUGAUUCGUC
Molecule: messenger RNA, 1666 nt
Organism: Fragaria vesca subsp. vesca
Lineage: Eukaryota; Viridiplantae; Streptophyta; Magnoliopsida; Rosales; Rosaceae
Product: shikimate O-hydroxycinnamoyltransferase-like
Exons: 3
Coding region: 35-1348 (437 amino acids)
Molecular function (GO): acyltransferase activity, transferring groups other than amino-acyl groups
Source: RefSeq, a predicted model, not a curated record